This is a messenger RNA of Aplosporella prunicola CBS 121167, 1398 nucleotides long. RefSeq lists its product as uncharacterized. The transcript is spliced from 7 exons. Gene Ontology annotation, molecular function: monooxygenase activity; FAD binding. The coding region runs from base 18 to 1229 and encodes 403 amino acids. NCBI's taxonomy places the organism in Eukaryota, Fungi, Ascomycota, Dothideomycetes, Botryosphaeriales, Aplosporellaceae. The record is from RefSeq and is a predicted model, not a curated record.
CCGGAAUCGGCGGCCUAAUGGCAGGAAUCGGGUUCCGGCAGCAGGGGCACCAAGUCACUAUCCUCGAAAAGUCGCAUCUGGCCAGCGAAGUCGGCGCCGCGAUCCACCUGGCGCCCAACAGCAGCGUGCUGCUCGAGCGAGCCGGGCUGUCACCGAAAGAGUUUGGAGGGACGUUGCUUGAGAGGAUGGAGAAGCGGACGUCGUCCGACGAGUGCGACUUCGCGCAAGAGUUCGCCGAGGCGCGGAAGGGCUGGCAGGCUGAAUGGUAUCUCGUGCACCGCGUAGACCUGCACAGCGCGCUCAAAGCCGCCGCAACGUCAAGAGGCUCCGACGGCAACGGCAGCCCCGCGCAGCUGCUGACCGGAUCCGCGGUCGCGAGCGUCGACGCCGCCACCGCGACCGUGGUGCUGGAAGACGGACGAACGCUCCAGGGGGACGUUGUGCUCGGCGCUGACGGCGUGCACUCCAAAACCCGGCAGCACGCCGCGCCCGGCGCCCGCCCCGUGCCCUCGGGCAAGAGCUGUUUCCGGUGGCUGCUCCCGCGCGCCGCACUGCGCGCAGACGCGGCAACCAACACAGUGGCCGCGCAAACGGGGACGAUGAUCGAGUGGGCCAGCGCCGACAGGCGCGUCAUCAUGUAUCCGUGCUCGGGCAACACGCUCAUGAACUUCGCGGCGUUUGUGCCGGACGAGGAGGUCGCAGGCGGCGCUGAGGCCGUUGGUGGUGGCAGCUGGAGCCAGACGGCCGACAAGAGCGCCAUGCUCGCGUGCUUUAAAGACUUUGCGCCGGGGGUCCAGCGGCUGCUUGAGAUGGCGCCGGAGGGAAACUUGAAGGUGUGGCGGAUGCUCGAUAUGCCGGAUCUUGGUGGGUGGACGAACGAGCGGUUUGCGCUGCUGGGCGACGCUGCGCAUCCGUUUAUGCCGUACUUGGGACAAGGCGGCGCAAUCGCCAUCGAGGACGCGGCGUCGCUGGCGGCGUUGUUCCCCCUCGGAACGCAGAGGUCAGAGGUCGCGGAGCGGCUGCAGCUGUACGAGACGUGCCGCAAGGAGCGCGCGGACCGCAUCCGCCAUUUCACGCGGUUGAAUGGCAGAGAUCCGUCCGGCAAGCAGGGGCCUAGGCCUAGUGGCGAGGAAGCUAUGGCGUUCUUGCGGUACGCUAUUUCUCACGACGAGGGGGAGUAUUCGUCUAGUAUGCUGGAGGAACAUCUGCGUGUGAGGUCCAGCUUGUAAGGAAGGGAUGGGGGGUGGUAAUCCAAGUUGAUCGCGCUGGGACGUCAGGUAAAUUGUUCGUCCGUGACAGGUUUGUACCAGAUUGUGUAUAUAUAAUAGUACUGGGUCAUCUUUCUUUGAGUAAGGACUGGUGCAAUUAAGGACAGAAAAUACCAAAAUUACUCGAAGA